This is a messenger RNA of Talaromyces atroroseus, 1971 nucleotides long. RefSeq lists its product as hypothetical. The transcript is spliced from 3 exons. NCBI's taxonomy places the organism in Eukaryota, Fungi, Ascomycota, Eurotiomycetes, Eurotiales, Trichocomaceae. The record is from RefSeq and is a predicted model, not a curated record. Bases 1 to 1971 code for a protein of 656 amino acids.
AUGGCGUAUGACUCGUACUACGACCCCUCACCUCCACGCCCCCAGGAGGAAUACGCAAACGAACAGACCUACAAUCCUCCGUAUCCCUCGCAGCACGUCUCCGAUCAGAUUCAAAUGCCUCAUCCCCGCAUGCCAUCGCCCUCCUACCAGAACCCGCCGACCCCGUUGUUCAGACCCCCCAGCAGUGGCGCUCCCUACAACACUAACAACACUAACAACAACAACAACAACAACAACAACCCUGAUAAUACCAACAACGCGGGCUAUCUCUCGCCGGAGCUGAUCUCCCAAGUCACCGCAACUGUCAUCCAGCAGCUAAAGGCAUAUGGCCUGGAGGGGUUUCAGGGCCAGCAGCAAUCCCCUCCGCCUCCACCGCCAGCAGGGCCAGCAGUGGCACCAGUGCAGGCACAGCCGGUGCCUUCCCAGCCACUAUCCACACCAGCAGGGCCAGAAGCAGCGUAUUACAAUCAGCUGGCAUCGCACAAGGAUGCUCAACCCCAACCACAGGAUACCCGCGCACAGGAGUCAAUUUCUGUGCCACCGGAGAGACGAGAUCUUCCGGCCGAUAGGCGUUCUGCGACGGCGCCGGAUUCGCGAUCAAAUAUGUUCAGGCGUGAACCUACACAGGAGGAGCUGACUACCGUGGAAAGAAUAUGGGGCAGAUUGUUCGAUAAUAAUGGCCAGCCGACGCCAAGAUUGGGCCAGCUUCUGCGAGGCAUUGCGGUGCAUUUGAUCGAGGACUACCCGCCCGGGAACACUAUGGUUGUUCUUCCGGACAAAAUGCAGAAGUAUUAUGCAGAUACCAAGAUCUCAACUGAUACGUAUCCAUGGCAUGACAUAUUCGAUGACCGGACAUCGUCCAUUUCAAGGAUUUAUCGAAGCAUCGAGGCAGAACACCACCUCGUCCAGGACCCCUCGAACCUGAAAGAACGACCAGAUAUUCCGGGCCUCACUCCCCGAGGCUUUGAAAAAUGGUAUACGCUUAUGAUACAAGCGAAUCCAGACAGGGAAUUCUCUCGUCUGCAGAAAACAGUCCUUGAUAUGCCAAUUAGCAACCCGGAUGACAAGAAAGAGCGAUUUCCCAAAGAGCUGCCCCGUCGUCUAUUUCCGAGUUCAUCGGAUAUAAGCAUAUUGGAGAAGCUGGAGGCUUCCAUCAUUGCUCAUUGUGAAGUUGAACUCCCCCGCAACCCGGUCGAGGAGAGUUCCAAGCCGCCGUCUUCUUCACUACGAACUCCCAUAGAGAGAUCCCCAUCUAGAGUACCAACCGACCGCGUUGCUCCUCCUGUGACUGUUUCGAAGUCCAACUCGCAAGAAAGAGAAGCGACAUCCGCGGGUAUAGAGGACGAGGAGGACACAACGACGACUUCUCGUCCAAUUGAACGAGAGAGAAAACCAUACUCCGCCCAACCUGGCGGGGGCAAAGUAUAUGAAGAGACAGCUACAAAUGCCAUCCCAAAGACGGAGAGCGCAUCUGCAGGACGGCAAUCACAUAUUUACGCCCAAGAUCCACCUUAUGCCCGGGGAGGAGGAGGAGUAGGUCCAUCAUCAACAAAUCCUACAGGACACAGCGGCCAUAUGCACCAUGCAUCAAUCUCUUCUUCCAAGCCGGGCCAUAGACGCAGCUCGUCUGUCGGAGUCAAUGCCAAUAAAUCAGGCGACUACCGCCACUCGGAGCCCGAUUUGGUCUCUUACGAACCGAGUUAUAUGACUAUGGACAGCAGUGGCCAUCACUACAAGACUAGCGGGGCUGCUGUUGGAGAUAGCUUCGAUGAUGAUGACCGGCUCGUAUAUCGGGAUUAUGACCGGGACGAUAGCAGGGACUACGAGCUUCUUCGCGAACGGGAGCGAGAGCGCGAGCGUCGAUACCACGACCAUCUGGGUGGUUCUGGAAGAUCGACAUGGAAUGACGAGGAUUACUACCGCGGUUUAUUGGGUGGACAGGGCGGUGGCCCUGAAUAUAAGUAUCGUUGA